GCGCCGGGCCCAAUGGCGGCGCUGUGCGAGGGAGAAAGGGGAGGGCGGUGCGUGCGCGUCCCCGCAAACCCAGGCGCGUCCCCGAGGCGGUGCGUGCGCGCUCUCACAGUCUCCCCUCCCCCAGCCUCUCUCUCUCUCUCCCUCUCUCUCUCUCUGCCUCGGUCGCCCUUUCCCCAUCUUUUCUGGUCCGGAGCUGAGAGCGGAACAUGGCCGACGAGAAGCCCAAGGAAGGAGUGAAGACCGAAAAUAAUGACCACAUCAAUCUCAAGGUUGCAGGGCAAGAUGGAUCUGUGGUGCAGUUUAAGAUUAAAAGGCAUACACCACUUAGUAAACUAAUGAAAGCUUAUUGUGAACGACAGGGUUUGUCAAUGAGGCAAAUCAGAUUCCGGUUCGAUGGGCAGCCAAUCAAUGAAACGGACACACCUGCACAGUUGGAAAUGGAGGAUGAGGAUACAAUUGACGUGUUCCAGCAGCAGACAGGAGGAGUGUACUAAAAGAGAGAACCAAAAUUUCCUUUCCCACAAACAACACAUUCACAAUUAGAAGAACAAGACUUGGUUCAGCCACAUCUUUGACUACUGCAGUAUAGCUUUCUCUCUUCUUUGAUUUCUUUUCCUAUUCCUUCUAUUGUACAUAAAGUAACUGGUGUAUGUGCACAGACAUGCAUAUUUUUUUUUAACUAAAUGGCCAAUGGUAUGUUUGAUCAACAUCAUGGAGAUGGGGUGGUAAAAACAAACUGGUCUGUGAAAAUACCCCAUUUCUCCAUUAGUGGCAUGCUCCUCUAACUUUUAUCUUUAUAUUCCAGUAAGUUAUUUUGCUCUCAUUGUUGAUAAAAACAAAAACAUGCAUACCUUAUUUGAUUGGAUAAUUUCAAUGUUUUUCUUUUAUCAUUGUACAACCAAGGACGAUUUUAUAACUUUUUUGUACGUAGCUGUUACAUGUAGAGCAAUCUGUCUUUAAGUAGGGAUAAAUUACUCUAAACAAAAAUUUGAUCUUGGAUAGUUUUCCCUUCCGUCUUGUUGUUUAAAUAAACUUCUUGUUUAAAAUAAA
Messenger RNA from Sceloporus undulatus (fence lizard), 1050 nucleotides. RefSeq names its product small ubiquitin like modifier 2 (gene SUMO2). Gene Ontology annotation, molecular function: protein tag activity; ubiquitin-like protein ligase binding. The record is from RefSeq and is a predicted model, not a curated record. The coding region runs from base 207 to 494 and encodes 95 amino acids. Gene Ontology annotation, biological process: protein sumoylation. Gene Ontology annotation, cellular component: nucleus. Lineage: Eukaryota; Metazoa; Chordata; Lepidosauria; Squamata; Phrynosomatidae. The transcript is spliced from 4 exons.